Molecule: messenger RNA, 1653 nt
Organism: Ceratina calcarata
Lineage: Eukaryota; Metazoa; Arthropoda; Insecta; Hymenoptera; Apidae
Gene: Coq6
Product: ubiquinone biosynthesis protein COQ6, mitochondrial
Exons: 9
Coding region: 139-1572 (477 amino acids)
Biological process (GO): ubiquinone biosynthetic process
Cellular component (GO): mitochondrion
Molecular function (GO): FAD binding; 4-hydroxy-3-all-trans-polyprenylbenzoate oxygenase activity
Source: RefSeq, a predicted model, not a curated record
AGUGAUUAGAAUAAUAAUGAUUCGUAAACUUUGAAUUUAUAUGUUAUGUAUUUGCAUAAUAAUCAGUAGUUAUGACGUGGGAUGCAAUGAAUUCGCCACUGUAGCUCUAUUUAGACCUGCAUAUAAAACAAUACAAAAAUGGCAGCCCUCACGAAAACAGUGAUGCGCAGUAAUAUUUUAGCAUUGAUUUCAAGGAAUUACAAGUAUGCCGCUCCUAAUUUAUCGUUACUCUCGACAAGGGAUUGUUCCACCGCUGCAGAAAAUGUGGAAAAUUACGAUAUUAUCAUUAGCGGUGGUGGCAUGGUUGGAACUACACUUGCCUGUGCAAUAGCAAAUAAUAGGAGAUUGGAGUCUAAGAAAGUCCUUUUAUUAGAAGGUGGUAAACAAUUUGAUUAUGUACCACAGGAAAAAUAUUCGAAUCGUGUGGUUGCUUUGAAUUACCAGACUCGUACUUUACUUUCGAGUAUCGGAGCUUGGCAACAUAUUGAAGGAACACGUGUUUGUGCAGUACGAAAAAUGCAGGUAUGGGACGCAUGUUCCGAUGCUAUGAUUGUAUUUAACGAAGAUUACGUGACCGACGAGGUCGCUUACAUAGUUGAAAAUGAUUUAUUAUUGCAUGCAGUAAAUAAACAGCUGUCUGAGAAGGAGAACGUAAACGUGAUCUAUAAUUCCAAAGUUGAAAAUAUUAAUCUACCGAAAACACCAGAGGAAAACGCGGAGAUACAAUUACAAAAUGGGAAACGAUUUAAAGCAAAAUUACUGGUCGGAGCGGAUGGUGCAAAUUCAUUGGUUCGCCAAACAAUGGGAGCUCAAUAUAUAAAAUGGGAUUACAAUCAAAUGGGCGUAGUCGCUACUUUGAAAUUGUCAGAGCCUACAGAUAAUAUCGUUGCUUGGCAAAGGUUUUUACCAACGGGACCGAUAGCAUUACUUCCACUGACAGAUUCGCUUAGUUCUCUCGUGUGGUCAUUACCAACGAGUGAAGCUAAAAGACUCUUAAAAGUUUCGGAAGAGGAGUUUGUCGAUAACAUAAACAAGGCUUUAUGGAAAGUUUAUCCAAAGGAUGGUAUAGUCGAAAGUGGAUUACGGGCGCUUCAUCAAUUACUUGAGGGUUUAUCCUUGCGAACUGGUGUGACAAGGCAGUUACCACCGUCCGUCUUAGCUAUCGAAGAAGGAUCGCGCGCUGCUUUCCCUUUACAAUUCGGACAUUCCGUAAAUUAUGUUCAAACUGGAACUGUUUUAAUAGGAGAUGCGGCGCACAGAGUUCAUCCAUUGGCUGGUCAAGGUGUGAACCUCGGAUUUGGAGACGUAACAGCAUUAGUAGAACUUCUUGGAGAUGCUGUUAUAUCCGGAUCCCCACUUGGAAAUAUGCUGUUUUUAAGGAAAUACGAAACAGUAAGGCAACGAUACAACGUUCCAGUAAUGCUCGCUAUCGAUGCGCUUCAUAGAUUGUAUAAAGGAACAGCAGCUCCCGUUGUGUUAGCAAGAAGUAUAGGAUUACAAUUGACGAAUGCCAUACCUGUGAUAAAGAAAGCGUUAAUCGAACAUGCGUCUGGUCGAGUCGAGAAUCGAUAGUAUUACAAAUUAAUAACUCUUAAUGUAACAUAAUACGAUUAUUAUUUUUGUAAUAAACUAUUUACAGUUAUUAUGAGCAAA